AUGGCGCUUGAUAAGACCCUCGAAUCGAUCCUAUGUAGAGAAUGCUCUCAUCUUGGAACAUCGUUCACCUCUCGUGGUGCAUCAUGGGUGCUUGCGCAGCCUAGCGGCUUAGCUCUGUUCGCCAAGAUCAACAGCUCGGUCGAACAGACGCUUGGAGAAGCGGAGAGUCUGAAAGCAUUGGGUGCCGCAUUGAGUAGUGGUAGUGACAAGGGUGGGGUUGAGGAGAGGCUGACACCAGAAGUUCAUGCCUCGGGCAAAUUGCAAGAUGGACGAGCCUAUUUGAUCACAGACUACCUUGAUCUGAGGCCUUGGAUUAAUAAGUCUGGCCAAAAGGUGCUGGGCAGGAGACUAGCAGAGAUGCACAAGAGGGGGGUUAAUGAAGAUGGUCGUUUCGGGUUCGAUGUUGCGACUUACUGUGGUGUGACUCGACAAGACAACAGCUGGAACACUUCAUGGCCCAAGUUCUGGGCGGAUCAAAGGAUUGGCGAUCUUGUCAACCGGAUUUGCGCGGACCAGAACGAUAACGAGCUCAAGGAUCUUGAGAAGCAAAUGCGGGGCAAAGUAUAUCGGGUCCUACUCGCGCCGCUUGAGGGCAAGGUGAAGCCUAGCAUUCUGCACGGAGACUUGUGGUCCGCCAAUGCUGGAACAGUAAAUAACACUGGCGGCCCAGCCAUCUUUGAGUAA
Molecule: messenger RNA, 684 nt
Organism: Ustilago hordei
Lineage: Eukaryota; Fungi; Basidiomycota; Ustilaginomycetes; Ustilaginales; Ustilaginaceae
Exons: 4
Coding region: 1-684 (227 amino acids)
Source: RefSeq, a predicted model, not a curated record